AUGGCACUUCGCGCCCGCAACGAAGAUGGGACCUCCUACUCCGUCACCGACAUAGGCCGGGACUUCCUCCGGAUAGGCGGCGGCUACUCUCCACUAGGCGCAGGCCACUACAUGGUGCGCAUAAUGCUCUCUGGAACCAUGUCCUCCAUCUGUAUGGGCCUCUGCGGAGCAGCCAUUGGCGGGACCCUCAUAGGCACCGCUGCCCUGCCCUUUCUCGUCUGUGCUUGUGGAGGCUUCGUCUUCGGAGCAUGGGGCUACUACCGCACGAGUCUACGAGAGAGCAUGGUUAUGCUUGAGAGGUACCCUCGGCUCCUGCAACUACAUUUGGAUGCCAACUUUCCGCAGAAGAACUUUUUGAGCUGGCGGCGGGAUCAAUUGAGGGCUGCGGAGUUCUCGGGGAGUUGGGCAUUGCAGAGUAUGCUGAUGGUUGCUUGGCUCACUGCACAACCUGCCGUUAAUAAAGUCUUCGAAGAGCGAGAGCAGCAGCUGGUGGACGAAGCGAGGAGCGAGAUUUUGCUUGAGGCCAAGGAGCAAGCAUCGAUCUCUGAAAGCUAA
Messenger RNA from Recurvomyces mirabilis, 555 nucleotides. RefSeq lists its product as uncharacterized. The transcript is spliced from 2 exons. The record is from RefSeq and is a predicted model, not a curated record. Bases 1 to 555 code for a protein of 184 amino acids. Lineage: Eukaryota; Fungi; Ascomycota; Dothideomycetes; Mycosphaerellales; Teratosphaeriaceae.